UGUUUUUCUGACGGAACUAGUCCUUGUGAAAAGAGAGGCGGCGGCGGGACGGGGCGAAGGUUUGGAUUGACGAGAUGGAUUCGGCAACUGAAGCUUGCGGUAAACCUUCGAGCUUCGUAUAUCUGAAGGCUGCCUUCAUCGCCAUGGAGCCCGUCGAUUGCUUGAUCUCCUUAGCCAGACAAGUUGGUGGAGGCUCUAUAACAACAAGGGUUCAAACUUUCAUUUUGGAGGACUGUAUAAAUGAUAAUGCAAUAAAAGGCACAAAGUUGAACCACAAAUAUAUUAAGAAUGUUCUCCAAAAGCUCAUUGUCGCUGUGGAAUCAACUUCUGAAGUUGUGGAGGGAUUGUAUGAAAAGUUUGCUUAUUAUUUGACAAUCAAUUUGGAGGAUCAGUUGUUAAAGGAGAACAAUAGAAUCUGCAAGCAAGUUACAUUUCUUUUAUCGCCAGGCAAUUCAACUGCAGUGGAUUUAGUAGUUUCUCUGCAAUGUUCUCUAAACAUGCUUGAAGGAGACACAGGUUGUGCUCUUUGGCCUUCAAGUCUAUUCUUAUCAGAGUUUAUACUUUCUUUCCAAGAAAUUUUCUCAAACCGAUUUUGCUUUGAGAUUGGCUCUGGUGUUGGUUUGGUUGGGAUUACUCUUCUGCAUGCUGGAGCUUCGAAGGUAAUUCUUACUGAUGGGGAUUUGUCAACUUUAGCAAAUAUGAGAUGUAAUUUAAAGAUGAAUAACCUAAUGGAAGCAUCAUCAGUGAGGUCAAGUGGACAGCCUAUGGUCGAAUGCAGACAUUUGCCAUGGGAGUCUGUAUCUAAGAGUGAGCUCCUGAUUUAUCAACCAGAAAUAGUAUUGGGUGCAGAUAUAAUCUACGAUCCACUUUGCAUUCCACAUCUCAUUCGAGUUCUUUCUACUCUUCUGAAUUCUGUUGCAUCUGAACCUAAAGCAAAUCAAGUAGGCUGUUAUAGAUUCUCUCAGGAAAGUGAAGAUGCACAACAUGGACUCAGCACCAGCGAACCUCCUAUCGCAUAUAUAGCUACUGUCAUCCGGAAUCAGGAAACAUUUGAUUGUUUUCUCCGAGUGGCUACUGAAAAUUCACUUUCUGUUGUUGACGUUACUGAGAUGGUGAAACCACUGAAUCUCCUUCCUUACAUGCAAUCAUAUGACAGAUCAAGUGUGCAUCUCUUGAGAGUGUUGCCAAUAUGCUUGUAACAUUGUGUUGUUACUCUGUAUUUAGGCAAGGACUGAACUCUAAAUAUGAUCCUGAGUUUGUUUAGAAGUUACUAUUUAUACCCAACCAGCUUGUAUGAUUGGAUUUUUAGGAAUUCACGCAGUUUUAUGAGACUUUACCUUGCAAAAUAAAUCCAUUGAUGGUGGUUCA
Molecule: messenger RNA, 1368 nt
Organism: Zingiber officinale
Lineage: Eukaryota; Viridiplantae; Streptophyta; Magnoliopsida; Zingiberales; Zingiberaceae
Exons: 10
Coding region: 75-1199 (374 amino acids)
Source: RefSeq, a predicted model, not a curated record